Hemibagrus wyckioides is the source of this 1568-nucleotide messenger RNA. It is a transcript of the gene mettl8, whose product is annotated as methyltransferase 8, methylcytidine. Gene Ontology annotation, molecular function: tRNA (cytidine-N3)-methyltransferase activity. The record is from RefSeq and is a predicted model, not a curated record. Lineage: Eukaryota; Metazoa; Chordata; Actinopteri; Siluriformes; Bagridae. The transcript has 10 exons. Bases 154 to 1278 code for a protein of 374 amino acids.
UCCCGCUAGAGGGCGCACCAUAGGAGACCUCUCCAAACACAUGGAGGAGGAUGUGGACACCAUUGACAGCUAUAUAAACUGGGGAGCAGCGCACACAGGUGUGUGGCUACUCGCUGAUACUUGAUAGUUCUUCUCAUGUCAUGAAAAGUGAAAAUGAGAGGAUUGCUGAAGAUGACUGUGUCUGCUGUGGCACACACCUUUGGACAUGUUCCCUACAGAUGUCUCAGUGGACGACCUCCUGCACCACUCGGAGGCCGAAUCCUCACCAACCCUAAGGACAUCUUCCAUCAUAACAUGUGGGAUCAUGUUCAGUGGUCACCAGAGGAGAUGGAAAAAGCCAGACAAAAAGCAGAAGAGAACUCCAGAGAACAGAUUCCAUUAGAAGAGCAAGUCAGGUAUGACAGAGACGCAAACAAAUAUUGGGACAGAUUUUACGAUAUGCAUCAAAACAAGUUCUUCAAAAAUCGUCAGUGGCUUUUCACUGAGUUUCCUGAGCUCUUGCCCCAGGGCUGUGACACAAGUCGUACCCCAGAAGGUCAGGAGGCUUCGGUGCCAGCAUGUCCUGAGUUAAGAAAAACCCUGCACAGCAGGACAGACAGCCAGCAGGGAGACAGUCCCUUUCCCAGCCAUGAUGUACUGAGAGAGACACAGCAGCACAAUGCUUUCCCUGGGCAACAUGCUUCUUUCAGAAUACUGGAGGUGGGCUGUGGUGUGGGCAACAGUGUAUUCCCUAUCAUCAACACCAUCAGGGGCAGUGACGCAUUCCUGUACUGCUUUGACUUUUCUUCCAGAGCAAUCCAACUUGUCAGGGAACAUCCAGACUACGACCCUACAGUGUGCCAUGCAUUUGUGCAUGACAUUUGUGAUGAUGUGGCCGUGUUUCCCUUUCCUCAAGGAAGUCUUGAUGUUAUUGCUGUAGUUUUCGUGCUCUCCUCCAUUCACCCCGAGAGGAUCCAAAGAGUGGUUAAUCGUCUGGCAGGCUACCUGAAGCACGGAGGAAUCAUCCUCUUCAGAGAUUAUGGCAGAUAUGAUCUGGCUCAGCUACGAUUCAAAAAAGGACAGUGUUUGUCUGAAAAUUUUUACACACGACAAGAUGGAACCUGUGUAUAUUUUUUUAUGAAAGAUGAGAUCCAUCGGUUGUUUACAAAUGCUGGUUUGGAGGAGGUUCAGAACCUGGAAGACAGGAGAAUUCAGGUGAACAGAGGAAAGAAAGUGGUGAUGCAUAGAGUUUGGAUGCAGAGCAAGUAUCGAAAACCUCUCUCAACACCAGGAUGUUAACCAGUGGGAUUUCAAAUAAGCACACAUAAAAAGAAUACACACAUAAAUGGCUAUGAUGGAAAUACAGAUAUGGUUCUGGUGUUUUGUCUGUGAACAAAAUUAUGUCUGUCACUGAAGAAAUGGCCACAAAAUGUAAAGAAAUGAGAAAAGUCCAUGCUUCUGAACUUUUCAAAGUGGCUGCUGUAUUUUCCCUAUUAUUACAUUAUUGUUAUUUUCAGUGUUAUUUUAUUUAUGUGAAUAAAGACAAUGAUGUCAACCAUCACACAACACCAAAUUAAUAUCAAUUUUCU